This is a messenger RNA of Amaranthus tricolor (Joseph's coat), 1905 nucleotides long. RefSeq names its product cytochrome P450 736A117-like. Gene Ontology annotation, molecular function: iron ion binding; monooxygenase activity; heme binding. Lineage: Eukaryota; Viridiplantae; Streptophyta; Magnoliopsida; Caryophyllales; Amaranthaceae. Bases 60 to 1715 code for a protein of 551 amino acids. The record is from RefSeq and is a predicted model, not a curated record. The transcript is spliced from 2 exons.
AAACUUGUUUCACUCGUUUCGAUAUAAAUUUUUUAAUAUUAACAUUUUUCAAUUUUUUAAUGAAAAAUCAAACAUGCUUAAACUUAAAACUCCCAUCAUUUGGUGAAAACCUGAUUGAGCAAACAAAUCAAUUGAAAAUGGCUAACAAUUACCAAUGGUUAAAAAUCCAAAACAACAUAUUUUCCUUACACCCAUUAACAAUCAUACUCAUGAUCUUCUUCCUUCUAAUCAUCAUUUACAAAUUCCUUUUAAUCACCCCCAAAUCGAAAAAACACCUUCCACCAUGCCCAACAAAACUCCCAAUCAUAGGAAACUUUCACCAAAUUGACAAAAGACUACCCCACAGAUCACUACACAAUCUAGCCAAAAAACAUGGAAAAAUCAUGUUACUUCAAUUUGGUAUAAAAAAAGUUCUAAUAAUCUCAUCAUCAGAAGGUGCAUAUGAGAUAAUGAAAACCCAUGAUCUAAUAUUUGCUAAUAGACCAGCUUUAAGUAUGUUUAAGAAGCUAAUAUAUGACUGUAAAGAUGUAGCAACUGCUCCUUAUGGUGAUUAUUGGAGAAGAAUGAGAAGUAUUUGUGUUAAUCAAUUGUUGAAUAAUAGUAGAGUUCAAGCUUUUCAUAUUGUAAGGGAAGAAGAAAUUAGUCAUAUGAAUAAACAGAUUAAAAACAGUAAAUUAGUGAAUUUGAGUAAUUUAUUGUCUAAUUUUUCUACUGAUGUGAUUUGUAGGGCUGCAUUUGGGAUGAAAUUUAAUGGAAAAAUUGAUGGGAUUAAUUUUAAGGAUUUGCAUGAAAAACAUGAGGAGUUAGUUGGGAGUUUUAAUGUGGCUGAUUUUGUUCCAUGGUUAGGGUGGAUUAAUUAUGUUAAUGGAGUGGAGAAGGAGGUUAAGAGAGUUAAAAGAGAUAUGAAUAGGAUUUUGGAAGGGUUGAUUGAAGAGCAUUUGGAUGGGUUUAGGAAAAAUGAAGGGAUAAUUAAAGGAGAUAAUGAUAGUAAUUAUGAGAAUACAAGAGAUUUUGUUGAUGUUCUUCUUGAUUUGCAAAAGGAUAAUUCUGAUUAUGCUGCUGAAAAUAGUCUUACUAGGGAGAGCAUCAAAGCUAUUAUUAUGGACAUGUUUGUUGCCGGAUCCACAACAACUUUUGCAACUCUAGAAUGGGCAAUGUCAGAACUCCUAAGAAAUCUGCAUGCAAUGGAAACUCUUAAAAGAGAGGUAAGAUCAAUCACAGGAGAUAAAGAGAUCAUAACAGAGACCGAUUUGAACAAAAUGGAAUACUUAAAAGCCGUGAUCAAGGAAACAUUUAGGCUACACCCUGCAGUUCCUUUGUUGUUACCUCGCGUCUCGACGAAGGAAACAACAAUCAAUGGCUACGACAUUCCGGCUGGAACACAAGUCAUCAUCAAUGCAUGGUCUAUACAUAGAGACCCAUCAAUGUGGAAUGAACCUAAUGAGUUUAACCCAGAAAGGUUUAUCAAUUCUGGCAUAGAUUUUAAGGGGCAGCAUUUUAAUUUGAUCCCAUUUGGGGCAGGUAGAAGAGGGUGCCCAGGAAUUUUAUUUGGUACUGCAAAUAUAGAGCUCGUGUUGGCUAAUCUUAUGCAGAAGUUUGAUUGGGCAUUGCCUGAUAAUGUAGAUGGAAAGAGUUUGGAUAUGGUUGAAUAUCCUGGCCUUACAACUCAUAGAAAUACUCCUCUUAUUCUUAUUGCUACUCCUUAUUCUACCUAGUUUGGGUUUAAUGAGGAAGGAUAGGUUUGAAAAAACUAAUUUAUUUGGUAAUAGUUGUAUGCAAUGUUGAGAUUUCAAUAAAAUUGUUUGUGUUGAAUUAUAUUUUCAUUAGUUUAUGCUCCAGAUUCUUUUAAAUUAUUGGUAGUGUUACCAGCAGACUAAGAAAAAAGUUAGUGAAAGCAUAUAUGAC